Messenger RNA from Chinchilla lanigera (long-tailed chinchilla), 2316 nucleotides. RefSeq names its product coiled-coil domain containing 94 (gene Yju2). Gene Ontology annotation, biological process: mRNA splicing, via spliceosome. The record is from RefSeq and is a predicted model, not a curated record. The transcript has 8 exons. Bases 88 to 1035 code for a protein of 315 amino acids. Gene Ontology annotation, cellular component: U2-type catalytic step 1 spliceosome. NCBI's taxonomy places the organism in Eukaryota, Metazoa, Chordata, Mammalia, Rodentia, Chinchillidae.
CGUAAACGGAAGUGCGGGGCUCUGCCAGAGACGCUUAUUAAAUACCUAAUCAGUUCUCCAGAGCAGUGAGACGAAUAGGAAGCGAAGAUGUCGGAACGGAAAGUUCUAAAUAAAUACUACCCGCCAGACUUCGACCCCUCGAAGAUCCCCAAGCUCAAGCUCCCCAAGGAUCGGCAGUACGUGGUACGGCUGAUGGCCCCCUUCAACAUGAGGUGUAAGACGUGUGGGGAAUACAUCUACAAGGGGAAGAAAUUCAAUGCCCGCAAGGAGACCGUGCAGAACGAGGUGUACCUGGGCCUGCCCAUCUUCCGCUUCUACAUCAAGUGCACGCGCUGCCUGGCGGAGAUCACGUUCAAGACAGACCCCGAGAACACAGACUACACCAUGGAGCACGGCGCCACGCGGAACUUCCAGGCCGAGAAGCUCCUGGAGGAGGAGGAGAAGCGGGUGCAGAAGGAGCGGGAGGAUGAGGAGCUGAACAACCCCAUGAAGGUGCUGGAGAACCGCACGAAGGACUCGAAGCUGGAGAUGGAGGUGCUGGAGAACCUGCAGGAGCUCAAGGACCUGAACCAGCGGCAGGCGCACGUGGACUUCGAGGCCAUGCUGCGGCAGCACCGGCUGUCGGAGGAGGAGCUGCGGCGGCGGCAGCAGGAGGAGGACGAGCGUGAGACCGCGGCACUCCUGGAGGAGGCUCAGAAGCGAAGGCUCCUGGAGGACUCAGACUCGGAGGAUGAGGCUGCACCUGCCCCUCCAGCCCCAAGGCCCCAGCCCACUGCCAUCCUGCAUGAGGCCCCAAAGGCCAAGAGGAAGGCGGAGGGCAUGGGCAGCAGGUUGCAGCUGUCUGGCUUGGUGGUGGUGAAGAAGACAAAGACGGAAGCUGAGGGCGCUGGCAGCCGGCGGGGCCAGGCACCUCCAACCUCAGGAGCCCGGGAGCGCAGAGGGGCUGCUGACCCCUCUCCACAGCCGCCUGGCGCCUCCUCCCUGAGCCAGCUGGGAGCCUAUGGGGACAGCGAGGACAGUGACAGCAACAUCUGACCCAGCACCCCGCCCAGCCACAGGGUCGCAGAGCUGCAAGCAGGCGGGCAGGAGGCCAUGCACCUCCUGCAGCUGCCAGGCCGCGGCGCCCCUCCUGUUCCUGGCUCCUCCUGCCGCUCGUGUCAUGGGCUGUGCCUCCGUCCCUUCCGCCCACAGAGCCGGCGGGAACCAAUGAAAGCCGCUGUCCGCCGGCCGGCCGGCCGGGCACCUAGCCCGCGGAGUUCGGGGGCCAGCGAGGCCUCUGUGCACACAACCCUGGAUGGAGGCCCGUGUGGCACGCCGUCAGGGAGUGCGGCCAGAGGUCGGGUGGGUGGGCCAGGCCCGAGUUCUCCUCUAACGGUACUGGGGAUUGAACCCAGGCCCUCCACCCUGAGCUCCAUGCCCAGCCCUUUACAGUUUUUGAAGCCCAGUCUUGCUGAGUUGCCUAGGUUGUGCUUGACCUUGUCAUCUUCCUACCUCAGCCUCCUGGAGUCCUGGGGUGACAAGCCUGGGCCCUCACACCCAACUGUGUUCAAUUCCUGUCUUUCCUGGGAGACUUCCCUCUUUCCCUCCGUGUCCUCGGGGCAGCCUUGUCCUUGGCCCCAGCCCCGGGCAGGGGCUCCCGGAGGACAGCGGGCAGAGGGACAGGCCCUGGGCUCUUCUGCCCUUCCCUUCCUGUGCUGACAGCGCCCGCGGUGCCAGAUGAAGGGGCUGUCAGCCAGCAUCCGGAAUCUCCUCCGUCAGUUCCCCUGGGGCCGCAGGCCUCCGCGCACAUCAGAGGGCUGGGGAUGGGGGACACUAGAGCCACACACCACCCGCUCCUGCCACGCGGCUGGGAAGGAAAGCUGUGCCUGCCUCGUGCCCAGCAUGGUGCCAGGCUAUCUCUGCCACUGCCUUGCCAGCUGUCACUGUGCCCCCCCAAGACCCCUCUGCCUGGGGCUGGUGCCAAGGCAGGGAGGCCUGGCAUGGGGCUCUGGCCACAGCCUUUCACCACCCUGCGCUGUCAGAUGGGGCCUGGAAGGUUGUACUGGGCGGACGGGGCCCAUAUGAAGGGAAGCUCACGCCUGCUCCAUCAGAGGGGGCGCUCGGAGGCCAGGCCUUGUCUUCUCCUGAGCUGUGAGCCAGGGUUACCUGCAUAUAUUUCUUCCCUCGGCCUGGGGGCCCCUGAAGAGAGGCGCAUGUCUCCAUGGAAUUGGGGGCUUCGUAACCAUCAGUUAAGACUCACAGUUGCUGGGUGUGGUGGGGCACACCUGUAAUCCCAGCGCUCGGGAGGCUGAGGCAGGAGGAUCGUGGCAAGUUCAA